Sesamum indicum (sesame) is the source of this 1272-nucleotide messenger RNA. RefSeq names its product arabinogalactan O-methyltransferase 1. Lineage: Eukaryota; Viridiplantae; Streptophyta; Magnoliopsida; Lamiales; Pedaliaceae. The record is from RefSeq and is a predicted model, not a curated record. Gene Ontology annotation, biological process: xylan biosynthetic process.
UCUUUACCACUUCCUUGUGUUUUUUUUCUUUUUUUAUCAUCAUCACUUACUGAACACACAGUACAGAUCGAUUCUAUACAAACAAUUUUCCUCGUCCGAGAAGGACAUAUAAUAAUAUCAUUACAUUAAUUAUUUAGUGGAGAAAAAUGCUACGCAAAAACUUCAACUCAGAGAAUCCAUGGCGUCUGGGCCUCCUGGUGGUGUGUUUGUUCGGCGGAGCGUUUCUCAUUGCUUCCUUCCUCAGAACUCCAAAUUCUAACCCUCUCUUCUGCAUCGGCGGUGGGGGAUUGGGUAGGGCGGGUUCUGUUGAAGAAGGGACGACGAUCCAGAUGGAAGCUAUUCGGCACUAUGCGACAUCACAGGUGGUGCCGCAGCAAUCGUUGGGCGAGGUCACGGUCUCAUUCGACGUUCUCAAAGCCACUGCGCCAUGCAAUUUCCUGGUGUUCGGGCUGGGGCAUGAUUCCCUAAUGUGGGCGGCACUCAAUCCACGUGGCAGGACGUUAUUCCUGGAAGAGGAUCCCAAGUGGUACCAGGCGGUGCUAAAAGACGCCCCUGCCCUUGAAGCCGAAACGGUGGCAUAUAGAACUCAACUCUCAGAGGCUGACGAACUGCUCCAACACUACCGAACUGAACCCCUCUGUUCGCCGACCAACUCCUUCCUCCGUGGCAAUAGUAAAUGCAGGUUAGCACUAAACAUGCUAUCGGAUAAGGUGUAUGAUACAGAAUGGGAUUUGAUAAUGAUCGAUGCUCCGCGCGGGUACUUCCCGGAGGCGCCGGGAAGGAUGGCCGCCAUAUAUUCAGCAGCGGUUAUGGCGAGGAACCGGAAAGGUUCGGGUGUGACGCACGUGUUCUUGCACGACGUGGACCGCAAGGUGGAGAAGACGUAUGCAGAAAUGUUCUUGUGUAAGAGGAAUUUGGUGAAGGCUGAGGGAAGGCUAUGGCAUUUUGAGAUUCCGCCGGUUACCAAUCCCAACAGUGAAUUUUGCUAGGAUGCGGGAUGGUGUAUGAUGCCAUAAGGAUUGCGGGUAUCAAACAGUUGGGCAACUCUAGUAUAAUUUGGGCCCAACACAAGUAAAAAAGCUAUAUAAGCCCAACAAAUUAAUUAUUCUCUUUUGGUUGAAUGGGGCCUAGACCUAGAUAUGAGUUCUUAUGUUACUAGUCCAAAUAAAAUUUUCGAUUGUCGGCUUGAUCUACCGAAUGUUUCAUGAUCCCAUGUUUCUAUACACAAAUUAAAUACACAAAAGACAGAAAGCUAAGUAAUCAUUCAAAUUA